UAUAACAUGAGUAACUCAUCGUGAUCAAAUUUCAGCGUGCAUUAGUCCAAGCUGGCGAUCGAAGUACAACAUCCUGCCCGUCAAUAGUUCACCGACGAUGCAAAGACUAUCGCUUUUCCCUAGUACAGCACGGCGAGCAAUCAUUCACAUCCGCCAUGUGUAGUUCCUUAGCUGCGGCCGUAACGCGUCCUUUGACCUACUCGAGAUGGCUGACGGGCUGCAAGUCCAGAUCAACUCUACAAGCAGACGACGUCUUCUCUCCUUCACCGACGCAACUCACAAAAUCCACGCAAGCUGCUCAUUCCUCCGAACACUCCAUACACGACGAUGAUGAGAGUGACGAGAAAGAUAAACGACACGACACUGGCGAUUCGUUCAUUUUGACAAACGAGGGACACGCGAAGAAGCACCAGGAUGAUGUAAUGGACGUCAGAAAUUGCAAAGCAAAUACUUCAUGUCCAAAUACUGAGGGCACUGUCGUGCAUCACGAGGUCAGGUCAGGCAAUAAUCUCGGUGACAACGAGGACAAAACAAAUGACUGGCGUCGCAUUGUCCUUACCUCGACGCUGCACGGUUACGGCCGGAAGCACGGCAUCUUUGCCAGCCGAUUGAGACAUCGUGGUCGCAAAGCUUCCUCUCAUGGCUAAUUUGCAUGUCUAGCAAGGCACCAAAUCUACGGCCGCAGAGU
Messenger RNA from Dothidotthia symphoricarpi CBS 119687, 688 nucleotides. RefSeq lists its product as uncharacterized. The transcript has a single exon. Bases 156 to 647 code for a protein of 163 amino acids. Lineage: Eukaryota; Fungi; Ascomycota; Dothideomycetes; Pleosporales; Dothidotthiaceae. The record is from RefSeq and is a predicted model, not a curated record.